GCGCGGGCCGCCCUGCCCCGCCCCGCGGUGACACACCGCCCACGGUCACGUGGGGCGCGCGCCAUUCCGCUUCCGCUGUGGCGCCCCCUGGCGCCUCCUUGGCCCCGUGUUUCCCGCCUCACUUCGCGCUCCUCGGCCUUCGCGGCCCUGCGAUGGAGGCGGCGGCGCCGGAGGGCGCCGAGCCGGGGAGCGGCGCGGAGGAACCCGUGGUGUCCCUGGCGGAGGUGCUGGCCGAGAACGAGGAGCUGGAGAAGGAAGCGCGGGCCGUGCUGGGGGGCAGCGACCACGAGCGCUGCAGUUACUCACAGGGCGCCGUGAAGCGGCAGGCGCUUUACGCCUGCAGCACCUGCACGCCGCCCGGCGCCGAGCCCGCGGGCAUCUGCCUGGCCUGCAGCUACGAGUGCCAUGGCACCCACCGCCUCUUCGAGCUCUACACCAAGAGGAAUUUCCGCUGUGACUGUGGAAAUAGCAAGUUCAAAAAUCUGCAGUGCAAGUUACUCCCGGAAAAGGUCAAGGUGAAUUCAGGAAAUAAAUAUAAUGACAAUUUCUAUGGAUUGUACUGUACAUGUAAAAGACCUUACCCUGAUCCUGAAGAUGAGAUUCCAGAUGAGAUGAUCCAAUGCAUAGUUUGUGAAGACUGGUUCCAUGGAAGGCAUCUUGGUGCAGUUCCCCCUGAAAGUGGAGACUUCCAUGAGAUGGUGUGCCAGGCCUGCAUGAAACAUUGCCAUUUUCUAUGGGCUUAUGCAUCGUGUUUAGCAGUUCCUCCUUUGACCAAAGCAAACUCCCUUGAAGAUGCAGGGAUUGUCCUGAAGGCAGAGGAAAAUGAAGAGCAGAAGAAAGAAAUAAAAAAAGAAAGUGGAGUGGAACACCAUGACACAAAAGAGGAAAAGCAAUCAGAACAAUUUAAUGAACCAUCCACUAGCUCUGGGUCUGCCUGUCCUGAGGUAGUUACUAAGAGCGAGGAGCCAGUCUGCAAGCUGAAGGAGCUCCAAAGCAAGCCAUUUGUGAAAAAAGAUACUGCCACCUUUUGGCCAUCGAACUGGAGGAGCAAAUUAUGCACUUGUGAAGACUGUUUGAAAAUGUAUUCAGAGCUUGAAGUCCAGUUCCUGACAGACGAAUGUGACACUGUUUUGGCUUAUGAAAAUAAGGGCACCAGUGACCAAGAGACAGAGAGGAGAGAUCCUUUAAUGGACACCCUUAACAGUAUGAACAGAGUCCAGCAAGUGGAACUCAUCUGUGAAUACAAUGAUUUAAAGACAGAACUGACUGACUAUCUCAGGAGGUUUGCAGAUGAGGGAACGGUGGUUAAAAGAGAAGACAUUCAGCACUUCUUUGAAGAGUUUCAGUCUCGGAAAAGGCGACGGACUGACAGGAUGCAGUACUACUGUAGUUAGACUGAGAGAGCUUGGGUCUGAAAGAACACCUGGCAGAAAAUGUUCACUGGCAAACAGAAAAGGCAUCUUCAGUUUUUGGCUUCUCAUCAAAAUCUGCUGUCCAAGAAAAUCAUGAUUUUGUCUUACACUUCCUUCAUUCGUAGCACCUAAAACACGUAACCAAUCCUUACAUUGCGCUUAGGGGGUUUUCAGUACCGAUCGACUCCGCAUUCCCGCGAAAGCCCUUGUCUCCAGGGGAGGAGGGCUGUUCCCGGGGCUGUGUCCUGCUCCUUCCCUGCGUUCGCCUCUCCUGGUGGCUCCCGGAACUGGGGCCGUGGCUUUGCUAGGCCCGCCCGGGCCCCGCCCCGCCCUGCCCCCGGCGGCAGGGAACGCUCCCGGCUUUCCUGCGGGGGUGGCUCUGCCUCUCCCUUGGGGCUGCAGCGAUUCUGGUGAGGGCCCAGCACCAAGGAGGUGCACGUUCCUACCCUGGCAGUGCUGAACCCAGCGCUGCUGCCUCCCCCUCCCCAGGUUGCUCACAAAUGGGAAAGCAGAGCUCAGGCUUGAUCCAACAGUGUUCCAUCUGGUUUUAUACAUUUAAAAAACUUACUGCACAGGGAUGGUUUCCAUGGCAAAAAAAAAUUGUCAGAUGAUCUCAAUUCACUCCUCAGAACAUAAACAAUAGCUAGGAGGAGGUACUAAAUUACAAACUAAGCAUGGGGGGGUUUGUUAUAUGCUUUGAUUUUAAAAACUAGCCUACAACAUAUUCUUCUACCUUAUAAAUGUUGCUGAAAACAGUGCAGCAUCCUGGUAUUUUGCUACAGUAUGGAAUAUUCUUUUUAUAACCACAGUGAUAAUCAUGGGACAGGAGAUAUUUCACUGACUUUUAAGACUACACUUAGCUGCAACUAAAAAUUAAGAUUUUGUAAGUUUGGAUCCUAAUGUAGUUAGACCCCAAAACAUAGGUUAAAGUUCUAGUUUUUGAGGGUUUGUAUAUCAUGGGGUACUAUUCUGCUACAUUCUACUAUCAUUCUCACUAUUAACUGUUUCUUUAUUUACAAACAGUAGUUUAGCAUAGAUGCUCAGCUGAGCAGUUUCAUAGAACGUAGGAUAUGCUGAGUUGGAAGGGACUCACCAGGGUCAUCACUUCCAACUCCUUGCUCUGCAUAGGACACCCCAGGAGUCACACCAUGUGCCUGAGAGCAUUGUCCAAACACUUCUUGAACAAGAACCUUUCCCAGAUAUCCAACUUAAAUUCCCCCUGACACAAUUUCAGGCCAUUCCCUCAGUCCUGUCACUGCCACCACAGAGCAGAGCUCGGUGCCUGCCCCUCCUGUAUCCUCAAUGGAAGCUGUAACUGCAGUAGGGUCUCCCCUCAGUCUCCUCCAGACUGAACAGACCAAGAGACCUCAGCCACUCCUCCCAUGGCUUCCCCUCAAGGCCCUUCAAGGUCCUGGCCCUUCCUUGGACACUUUAACAGCUUUGUAUGUAUUUUAUAUCGUGGUGUCCAAAACUGCCCCCAGGACUUGAGGUGAGGCCACCCUAUCACAGAGCAGAAUGGGACAAUCCCUCCCUUGCCUGGCUGGUGGGGCUGUGCCUGAUGCCCCCAGGACAUGGGUGGCCCUCCUGACUGCCAGGGCACUGCUGACUCAUGCUCAAUGUGUCAUCAACCCCCAGGGCCCCUUCCUAGUUGCUUUUAAUUUAACUUUGGGUCUUGUACAUGCUCUUUUUUUGGUAGCAACUGUAACUGCACAUCUAACUACAAUAUAAAAAAUUAAAAUAAUUGUUCACUGUG
Molecule: messenger RNA, 3165 nt
Organism: Oenanthe melanoleuca
Lineage: Eukaryota; Metazoa; Chordata; Aves; Passeriformes; Muscicapidae
Gene: UBR7
Product: ubiquitin protein ligase E3 component n-recognin 7
Exons: 11
Coding region: 153-1394 (413 amino acids)
Cellular component (GO): cytoplasm
Molecular function (GO): zinc ion binding; ubiquitin protein ligase activity
Source: RefSeq, a predicted model, not a curated record